UCCGCAAAUGGGAGGCAUAAAAAGACCCGUAGGACCGCCGGGAAAAGAUGGCCGCGAUGGAGAUCAGGGAAACCCAGGACCUAAGGGUCUAACAGGUCCGAAAGGGAUACGUGGGAUGCAAGGACCGCAAGGGCGACAAGGCAGUCAGGGCGAUAAGGGGGAGAUAGGACCGCAAGGACUGAAAGGUCCAAGGGGGGUACAAGGAGAGGAAGGAGACGUAGGAAGGAUGGGAAUGGGAUAA
Molecule: messenger RNA, 241 nt
Organism: Cercopithifilaria johnstoni
Lineage: Eukaryota; Metazoa; Nematoda; Chromadorea; Rhabditida; Onchocercidae
Source: the annotation of a GenBank genome assembly